AUGUAUGUUCGCACACCCAACACCUUCUUAGUUCACUUGUUUAAAAGGAGAAGAAAGCGAAAGAUGUCGACGGCGUUGACGGAGGAAGAUAUCAAGAGAUUGUACAGAAUAAGGAAAACAGUGAUGGAGAUGUUAAGGGACAGGAAUUACUUGGUUGGAGAUUUCGAGUUGGAGAUGGAUAGAAGACAGUUUAUUCAGAAAUAUGGAGAUAACAUGAAACGUGAAGAUCUAGUCAUCAGCAAAUCCUUGAAGAACGAUAGCUCUGAGCAGAUCUAUGUCUUCUUCCCUGAUGAAGCAAAAGUUGGAGUGAAGACAAUAAAGAAUUAUAUAAACCGUAUGAAAUCAGAGAAUGUCACCCGAGGAAUCUUGGUUGUGCAACAAAAUCUCACUCCCUUCGCAAGAACUUGCAUUAGUGAGAUAUCUGCUAAAUUUCAUUUGGAGGUUUUUCAGGAAGCAGAGUUGCUAGUGAAUGUAAAAAAUCAUGUUCUAGUCCCCGAGCAUCAGGUUCUUGCAAAUGAAGAGAAGAAAACAUUGCUCGAGAGAUACACAGUAAAAGAAACACAGUUGCCUCGAAUUCAAGUGACAGAUCCAGUUGCUAGAUAUUAUGGGCUAAAACGUGGGCAGGUUGUGAAAAUCAUUAGACCAAGUGAGACUGCUGGGCGAUAUGUUACUUACAGAUAUGUUGUCUGAAUAAGUGUCUGGAUUGUGAACUUGGAUUAUUCAGUUUUGUUGUGGUGUAAUACUUUUGUUAAAAUCGCAUUAUUAACAUUAGCAAGUCUCUUAAUGUGACAUUCAUGAUGGAUGGAAGUCGAAAUUGGUUAUAUCCGUUAUUAGAGUAAAUAUAAG
Molecule: messenger RNA, 846 nt
Organism: Lactuca virosa
Lineage: Eukaryota; Viridiplantae; Streptophyta; Magnoliopsida; Asterales; Asteraceae
Source: the annotation of a GenBank genome assembly